GAAUCCUUCCCUCCUCACCCAACUGAUCAAGCAAUACCCAUACAAGAAGAUUGAAACAGAAAUAAAGAGAAAAAGAGAGAACCAUGAAAACCAGUUUCAGAGUUCUAAUUCCUAUUCUUGUGAUACAACUUCUGAAAGUUGUGUGUGCUUCAAAGGAUUUUGAUUUCUUCUAUUUCGUUCAACAGUGGCCAGGGUCUUACUGUGAUACAAAGAGAAGCUGUUGCUACCCAACAACAGGAAAGCCAGAUGCAGACUUUGGCAUUCAUGGGCUUUGGCCCAACUACGACGAUGGGACAUAUCCCUCUAACUGCGAUAGCAGUACCAGAUUUGUUGCAUCUGAGAUCUCAGACCUGACCAGUAGUCUGGAAGCAAACUGGCCUACACUUGCCUGCCCAAGCAGUGAUGGUUUGAAAUUCUGGUCACAUGAAUGGUUGAAACAUGGGACCUGCGCAGAAUCUGUCUUUGAUCAACAUGGAUACUUCGAAGCAGCUCUCAAACUCAAGAAACAAGUGAACCUGCUCCAAGCCCUUGAGAGUGCAGGAAUCAAACCAGAUGGGAGGUUUUACAGCGUACAAAGUAUUAAGGAAGCCAUAAAAGAAGCCACUGGAUUCACUCCUGGAAUUGAAUGCAAUGUUGAUAGAGAAAGGAACCAUCAGCUCUACCAGGUUUACUUGUGUGUAGACAAUUCUGGGUCUAACUUCAUUGAGUGCCCAGUUGCCCCAAGUAGCCGCUGCGGUGGGAAAAUUGAAUUCCCUCGUUUCGGAUCACACGGAAGAGAUGAAUUCUGAUCACAUAGAACUAUAAUAGAGAUUGUCUUCAUAAUCCAUUAGCUUAUUUGGCUAAUAAGAAGCUCUAAAUGUUAAGAAAAAAAAAGAGCAGGUCUCACCCUUUACCAUUGUUUUGCUUGGGCUUUUUGUAGCUUUGGGCUUUCUUACCUGUCAACUUCCUCUUAUUUUCCAAUAAAUUUCUCUUAUAAAAAAAAAUAGAAAU
Molecule: messenger RNA, 990 nt
Organism: Telopea speciosissima
Lineage: Eukaryota; Viridiplantae; Streptophyta; Magnoliopsida; Proteales; Proteaceae
Product: intracellular ribonuclease LX-like
Exons: 4
Coding region: 84-788 (234 amino acids)
Biological process (GO): RNA catabolic process
Cellular component (GO): extracellular region
Molecular function (GO): RNA binding; ribonuclease T2 activity
Source: RefSeq, a predicted model, not a curated record